AUGUCUUCAAAAGUACAACCGCAGGAGCAAACUGGCAAAUUAUCGGAUGCAUCUCAUGAAACACAAAGUAAAAAAAGAGAAUCCUGUCGUUUGGAUUGGGCAGAAUCAUCAUGGACAAGAUGGAUAAAUGUGGCACUAUGGUGGUGGAUUAAGCCUCUUAUUUUAUUAGGAAAUCGGCGCACAUUGGUCGACGAAGAUUUAAGCGAUAUUUCAGUUAAAGACAAGUGUGUUGCCUUGUUGAACAAAGCCAAUUGUGAUAGCUCUAAAUGGCCAGGUACGUGGAAUCUAAUCAGACGUACGUUUUUAAAGGAUUUCUUCGAAACCAUGUGGUUCAUGUUAGCAUUUGCUGGGACCCGUAUUGCACAACCAUUACUCCUUCGUGAAAUUAUCAUCUAUAUUAGUGAUACAUCAGGAUUACCGGCUUACCGCGGUUAUUUAUUUGCUAUUGGUCUUACUAUUUGUUCAAUAAUACAGGCUAUUGUUCACCAACAAGCCUUUUUUCGAAAUCAACGAGUAGGUAUGCGCAUGCGCAAUACGCUAAGUUGUGCCAUAUAUAAACAUUUAUUGACGAUCAAUACGGCGUCGCUGUAUAAGACUACUGCUGCUCAAACAAUCAAUUUAGUUGCCAAUGAUGCAGGUAAGUUUGAAGAAAUGACUGCUUCCUUCCAUUAUAUAUGGGUGGCACCUUUGGAAGCUUUCACAAUGUUUGGUCUCAUCUGGUGGAUUAUAGGUUUGCCAACAUUGUUUGGCUAUGCCGCACUUGCUCUAUUACUUCCUUUACAGUUCGUUUGUAGUAGGCUAUUCAGUCAAUAUCGAAAGGUAACAAUGGCAUGUACGGAUACGCGUGUUCAAACGAUCAAUGAACUUAUUCAUGGAUGUCAAAUUAUUAAAAUGUACAACUGGGAAAAAGCUAUGGAACAAUUAGUACGUGACACGCGGCGAGCUGAAUUGCAGAGUAUCUUUAGAUCCAGUCGUUUGCGUGCUCUUAAUUUUAGUAUCUUUUUUUCAUCGCUACCAUUAAUUUCACUAGCAACAUUUGGUGGCAGUUGGCUUAUGGGUAAACAAUUAAUAGCAGCGAACAUUUUUACGGCGUUGUCUUUCUUCGGCAUGCUGCGAAUGUCAGUAGCUUUGAUGUUGCCAGGUAUUAUUGAAAAGCUCAGUGAAGCUCGUGUUGCUGCAAGAAGAAUCGAUCAAUUUAUGGAAUUCGAAAUACUGCUGAAUAGACGAGAACAAGAAGCAAACGAAAAAGGAGAUCAUGCAAUUAUAAUGGAAGAUGCAUCAUUUUCCUGGAAAGAUACUCCUAGCCUAUUUUCUCUCCGUCUCAAGAUCAAGCAUAACACAUUAGUUGGAAUAAAAGGUUCCACAGGUGCUGGAAAAUCAUCUCUACUAGCUGCUAUUCUUGGUGAAAUCAAUCUUGUGAGUGGAAAAUUACAGCAAUGCGUUCGUUCUAUUUCCUAUGCUCCACAAUCGUCGUGGAUAUUUGCUGACACAAUAAGAAAUAAUAUUCUACUUGGCAAACCAAUGGAUGAAGAACGUUACCAAAAUGUGAUUAAAGCAUGUUGUCUUGAUGUUGAUUUACAAAAUUUUGGUGAAGUCGGUGACUUAAUGAUGAUUGGUGAUAAAGGGGUUAAUUUGAGUGGAGGACAAAAAGCUCGAGUAUCAUUAGCUCGUGCUCUUUAUGUUGAUGCAGAAUUGUAUUUACUCGAUGAUCCAAUUGCAGCUGUUGAUCCAAAAGUAGCGAAGAAAAUCUUUGAUCAAUGCAUUGGUCCGCGUAGUCUUUUAUCUCAGAAAACAAGAAUAUUGGUUACACAUCAGAUACAUUUCUUAGCUGAAGCAGAUCAAACAAUUCUCUUAGCAAAUGGUCGUAUCGAUGAAUUUCAUACUGAACAACCUGCUGCUGAUGAGCAAUCGAAUGAUACGACCGAGUCAGAUUCACCAGACGAAAAUAACGAAGAUGAAAACGAAAAUGAUUUUAAACUUAUCACUGCUACAAAAGAUAUGAAUUCAAUUGUGAAAAACGAAGCAUCAACGGAAGGUUCUGUGCAGUGGAAAGUUUGGCUUCAGUUGUUUACCGCCCCACCUUUACGUUGGUUGGGAUUUUUUCUACUGAUUAUCUUACUCUUAGUCACCGAAGCUCUGUACGACUUCACAAAUCGUUGGCUCGCUCUAUGGUCUGCCAAAUCCGAAGCAAAUGAAAGUUCAUCAUCGGAUGCUUAUGUCUAUCUUGGAUUAACAUUAGGUACAUUUCUGGCUUCGUUACUGCGAGCCGGUUUCCAUAUGUACAUCAUGCUACGUGGAUCAACGUUUUUUCACAAUCAAAUGCUUAACGGUAUUUUGUAUACGUCAUUACGUUUCUUCGAAAGUAAUCCAAGCGGAAGAAUAUUGAAUCGUGCCAGUAAAGAUCAGCAAAUCUUAGAUGAGCUAUUACCUGUAACUGUAAUCGAUACGAUUCAAAAUCUACUGAUGAUUCUUGGUACUGUUGUAAUAAUCGGAAUCAUUAAUCCAUGGGUACUUCUAAUUUUUAUUCCAUUGGUUCCUUUAUUUUGGUGGCUUCACCGAUUCUAUAUGCGUUCAAGUCUUCAACUCAAACGACUUGAAAGUGUAACUCGUAGCCCAAUCUAUUCAUUGUUCUCAUCUUCAUUAGAAGGACUAACGAGUAUUCGUGCAUUUGGAGUUCAACAUGACUUCAUUAAUAUGUUCAUGGAAAAAGUUGAUUCAAAUUUUCGAGCUUACUUCGUUCUCAUUGCAGCUAGCCGUUGGUUUGGCUUGCAACUCACUUUUAUGACAACUUUACUCACAUGUUUGACAGCAAUUCUUGCAGUAGCGUUGCGCCAUCAAAUCGAUCCGUCGGCUGCCGCUCUCAGUCUCACAUACUCUAUCACUAUAUCGACUCUAUUUCAAUGGGCUGUAAGACAAUCAGCCGAGGCUGAAAAUCUCAUGACCAGUGCUGAACGUAUUCAUGAAUAUGGACAGCUUGUACCGGAAAGUCAUCGAAACAAUCGUAAAACAGAACUAUUGGUUCAGCCGCCACAUGAUUGGCCUUCUCGUGGUAUUAUCGAAUUUAAAGACUACACAUUUCGGUAUCGGCCAGAGUUGGAUCCUGUACUGAAAAAUCUUAAUUUACAUAUCAAAUCAAAGGAAAAAAUUGGAGUCAUUGGUCGAACAGGAGCUGGAAAAUCAUCACUUCUUCAAGCUCUCUUCCGACUUGUUGAUCAAUCAUCAAUCACAGGCAGUAUCUACAUAGAUGGUAUUGAUAUUGGAUGUCUUUCACUCGAUCAACUUCGUUCUCAUCUAAGCGUUAUUCCACAGGUACCAAUUCUAUUUUGUGGUACACUUCGAUAUAAUCUUGAUCCAUUCUCACAAUAUUCCGAUGAAGAAUGUUUAAAGGCACUUGAAUCUGUUCAACUCAAACACCUGGUAAUUAAUAAUCCAAAUGGACUUACUCAAUUAGUGGCUGAAUCGGGUAGUAAUUUGAGUGCAGGAGAGCGUCAACUUAUCUGUGUAGCACGAGCCAUUCUCAAGAGAAGUCAUAUAUUGCUUAUUGACGAAGCUACAGCACAUGUUGAUCAUGCCACCGACAGCAUGAUUCAAAGUGUUAUUGCUGACAAAUUUCGAGAUCGAACUAUACUGACAAUUGCACACCGAUUGAACACAAUAGCGAAUAGUGAUCGUAUUCUUAUGUUGGAACAAGGAGAAAUUGCCUAUUUCGAUGUACCAAGUGGCUUGAAUCUAACUUAG
Rotaria socialis is the source of this 3738-nucleotide messenger RNA. Lineage: Eukaryota; Metazoa; Rotifera; Eurotatoria; Philodinida; Philodinidae. The record is from the annotation of a GenBank genome assembly.